Molecule: messenger RNA, 2047 nt
Organism: Hyla sarda
Lineage: Eukaryota; Metazoa; Chordata; Amphibia; Anura; Hylidae
Gene: GALNTL6
Product: polypeptide N-acetylgalactosaminyltransferase like 6
Exons: 9
Coding region: 1-1284 (427 amino acids)
Cellular component (GO): Golgi apparatus
Source: RefSeq, a predicted model, not a curated record
AUGGAUGUGAACUUUAAAGUGUCUGUGAACAAACAUCUAAAGGAAAAACUAGAAGAAUAUAUGUCAUAUUAUCCAAAGGUCCGAAUUGUGCGCACCAAGAAGCGGGAAGGGCUAAUUCGCACCAGGUUACUGGGUGCAUCAAUGGCUAAAGGAGAAGUUUUAACUUUUCUAGACUCUCACUGUGAAGUCAAUGUGAACUGGCUCCCUCCUUUAUUAAAUCAGAUCGCUCUGAACCACAGAACAAUUGUGUGUCCCAUGAUAGAUGUCAUUGACCACAAUCACUUUGGAUAUGAAGCUCAAGCAGGAGAUGCCAUGAGAGGAGCAUUUGACUGGGAAAUGUACUACAAACGAAUCCCAAUUCCCCCAGAGCUACAAAGAACCGAUCCCAGUGAACCAUUUGAAUCUCCAGUUAUGGCUGGCGGACUGUUUGCAGUUGACCGAAAAUGGUUUUGGGAAUUAGGAGGCUAUGAUCCUGGUUUAGAAAUCUGGGGUGGAGAGCAAUAUGAAAUAUCUUUUAAGGUAUGGAUGUGUGGUGGGGAAAUGUUCGAUGUGCCUUGUUCCAGAGUGGGCCAUAUCUACAGGAAGUAUGUGCCUUACAAAGUUCCAACAGGGACAAGCCUUGCAAGAAAUCUCAAACGUGUGGCAGAGACCUGGAUGGAUGAAUAUGCAGAGUAUAUCUAUCAGAGGAGACCUGAAUAUAGACACCUGUCUACUGGAGAUCUCACAUCUCAAAAAGAACUCCGCAAACAUCUCAAGUGUAAGGACUUCAAAUGGUUUAUGACUGAAGUGGCCUGGGACAUUCCAAAGUAUUACCCACCAGUAGAACCUCCACCUGCUGCCUGGGGAGAGAUGAGAAAUGUAGCGUCCAAUCUAUGUAUUGACAGCAAACAUGGGGCAACAGGCACAGAUCUGAGAGUUGAUACUUGUGUUAAGGAUGGCUCUGAAAGGACUUGGUCACAUGAACAGCUCUUCACCUUUGGCUGGAGGGAAGAUAUUCGCCCUGGGGAACCUCUUCACAACAGAAAGUUCUGCUUCGAUGCCAUUUCUCGCAAUAGUCCGGUCACCCUUUAUGACUGUCAUGGAAUGAAGGGUAACCAGCAUUGGAGCUAUAGAAAGGAUAAAACACUGUUUCAUCCUGUUAGCAACAGCUGUGUGGAUUGUAACCCGGCUGAGAAAAAACUGUUUAUGAACCGAUGUGACCCUCUGUCAGAGACGCAGCAGUGGAUUUUUGAACACAUUAACAUGACAAUACUACAGAAAUUCAACAUUUAUAAUAAUUCUUAGAGAUCAAUAAAACUGUCAGAAACCACAUACAGUGGACUAUAAUUGGACUACAAGAGUCAACUCUUUUGAUUUCUGAGAUGCCAUCUCCUCUUUCUGAGGAUAUUAUCGAAAUAUGCCACGCAUAGGCAAGCACUACAUGUCAUCAUAUCCAAAGGACUUGGAUAAAACUGAGAACGAUGCAGCUGCUGAGAACUUAAAUAUAGACUUUCCUUGCUGGUUCAAGGGCAGAGAUAACCUUUGGAAUAAUAUUCUAUGCUACCACAGUGAAAUGCAUUUUUAAUCUUACUCAGGACACUUCCUGCUGUAGUGUAUAGCUGUAAAUGGCAAGUAGGGGUAAUGAUCUUCCGUUUUCUGUUUUUAAGUUUUUCUAUUUAUUUUUUUUGUUCCAUUGGGGAGAGGUAGUCAGGAAUGGACUGCAUGAUAAACCUGAGUCUUUUAAAACACCACGUUUGAUAGGCUGUGGAAAGGCCAGUGGCUGAAAUCCAAGAUUUCUUUUUCUUAAUAUAUUGAGGUUAACAGGUUUAACUCUCUUAUAUCUGCAAAUGCUUUUGGAAAAAAAAACCCUAUACCUCUCCCACCUGGUGAUGAUACCAGAGACUACGGAGACAAUACACAUGGAAGAAGGAAUUUUAUGUGUAGCAUGAAAUGGACAAUAAGUAAAUGAGUUAUUUAAUUUAUCCUAAAAAUCUGAAACCUUGUUUUCAUUUUUUUCUCUUUUUUUAUUGAAAAAAAAAAUAGAAUAAAAUAAUAUUGUACAACUAAA